AUGGCUCACCAUGAACUUGUUUCAACUCCACAACCUCCCGAUGCAGUGUUCAUCUCAAGCGUACAGUCUGGAUUAUAUCCCGAUACAAUCGUCGCAGAUACUAGACAAUUAGCUCGCCGCAGGAGCAUCAGUCAUGUUGAAGAAGUCAAGCAAGGGGACAACGCGGAGCAAGUCCCUAUUUACCGUCUAUACAGGCGCCGCUUCGCUGGCCUUUUUGGUUUUAUUCUACUUGGCCUCGUGACCGGUAUGCCCUGGUCAUGGUUUGGGCCCAUAUCAAAUGAUACUUCUGAAGACUUUGCCAUUUCCCUCGACCAGGUGAACUGGCUCAGCAACAUUUUAUCUUGUGUCUACCUUCCCGUCUCCCUCCUCGUUCCUCUUCUUUGUACGCGCUUCGGUAUUCGCCGAUGUGCUGAAGUGGGUGUGGCGACGCUGCUCAUAUCAGGCUGGGUGCGCUAUGCGGGCACCAUCACGUCCUUAUCCUCUGAGAGCGCGUAUGCGCUACUCUUCCUCGGACAGUUCAUCUCCGCAAUAUCUCAACCUGUCUUCCAAGUCCUCGGCCCGAAGUAUUCCGAAAUGUGGUUUGACCUUAAAGGCCGAACGACAGCCACAAUGGUGAUCGCCAUCGCCAAUCCCAUCGGCGGCGCUCUUGGUCAGUUACUUAGUCCCCUAGUCGGUACUGCAAGGCACUCUGUUCUGGUUCUAGCGAUCAUAUCUACCGCAGUCGCACCUGCCCUCUUUCUUAUCGAGAGUGAACCACCAACCCCACCAACAUAUGCAGGCUCCAAGGCCCCACAAUCACUCUAUUCCCUCCUGCUUGCGGUGGUGGGGAAAGUUAGCCCCUUCGACCCUGCUUACAUGGCUCCUCACGAACGGCUGGACUUCACCAUCAUUACGCUGAUUUUCGGCGUGCUUGUUGGCGCCACAAAUGCACUUAGUGUCCUCUCGGCGCAGUAUUUCGAACCUGAGGGGUAUAGCGACGCCAUUUCAGGCCUCUUUGGCGCGACCCUCCUAUUUAGUGGAAUCCUUGCCAGUGUGGUCACCGCGCCUCUGUUUGAUCGGGUGUUGACCCAUCAUCUGGGCAUAACGCUAAAGGCUCUUGUCCCGAUUGUCGCAGGGGCGUGGCUGAGUUUAAUCUGGGCUGUAAAACCAAACAACACCGGUGGAAUCUUCGCGAUCAUGGUCAUCAUCGGUGUUGGCUCCAUAACAAUGCUCCCAGUCGCCCUUGAGCUCGGAGUCGAGCUUACACGAAAUGCAGACGGCAGUGCUGCCAUUUUGUGGUGUUCAGGCAACGCAUUCGGCAUCAUAUUCAUCCUCGCGGAAGGCGCCCUGCGCGCAUCAUCGACCGCUUCCCCGCCGUACAGCAUGCACGCGGCGUUCGUGCUGCACGGUGUAUUCGUGAUGGUUGUGGGCGCGACUGUGUUUUUCGUGCGCGCAAAGCAGGCCCGGCGGGAGAUGGAUGAGCGCAUGGCACAGAACCUACAUUCGAACCACGUCGGAAUAGAGGCCGUACCAAUGGAUAAACAGGGCACGACUGACUCAGGCCAAUCCCGCAGGUCACUAGACAAAGGGACGGAGAAGGACGGCUUGACACUGGAGAGGGAAAAUUCGAUACCGUUGCCCGAGAAAAGCGCUGAUGUCAGGGUGGAGGUGAUCGGCACUACUGUGCACCCAGAUUCAUGA
Suillus paluster is the source of this 1680-nucleotide messenger RNA. Its product is annotated as major facilitator superfamily domain-containing protein. The coding region runs from base 1 to 1680 and encodes 559 amino acids. The record is from RefSeq and is a predicted model, not a curated record. NCBI's taxonomy places the organism in Eukaryota, Fungi, Basidiomycota, Agaricomycetes, Boletales, Suillaceae. Gene Ontology annotation, molecular function: transmembrane transporter activity. Gene Ontology annotation, cellular component: membrane. Gene Ontology annotation, biological process: transmembrane transport. The transcript has 13 exons.